Echinops telfairi (small Madagascar hedgehog) is the source of this 4048-nucleotide messenger RNA. Its product is annotated as zinc finger protein 555-like. Gene Ontology annotation, biological process: regulation of transcription by RNA polymerase II. The transcript has 4 exons. Gene Ontology annotation, molecular function: RNA polymerase II cis-regulatory region sequence-specific DNA binding; DNA-binding transcription factor activity, RNA polymerase II-specific. The record is from RefSeq and is a predicted model, not a curated record. Bases 58 to 1392 code for a protein of 444 amino acids. Lineage: Eukaryota; Metazoa; Chordata; Mammalia; Afrosoricida; Tenrecidae.
UGCUCGUUCUCUGCGGAGCUGGCAGGACGCUCCGCGCCCCCAGAAGCGGUGCCAGAGAUGGAGUCUGUGAUGUUUGAGGAUGUGGCUGUGGAGUUCACUGUGGAAGAAUGGGCUUUGUUGGAUCCUGCUCAAAGGAAGCUCUAUAAAGAUGUGAUGCUGGAAACCUUUAGAAACUUGGCAUCAGUAGGAAAAAGCUCAGAAGACCUUAGCAUUGAAGGUCAGCACAACCAUGGGAGGACCGUGAGAAAUCAUAUGGUUGAGAGACUCUCUGAAAGCACUGAACCUAAUCAAUGUGGAGCAACCUCUUACCAGAUUGCAAAUCUUAGUCUGUACAAGAGCACACCUGCUGGACUGAAUCUAUAUGAUAGCAGUGAGUGUGGAAAUAUCUUCCUGCAUCGUUCCUCUCUUAGAAAGGCGCAACCCAGAGUUCAUACGGGACAUAAGCCACAUCAAUGUCAGGAAUGUGGGAAGGCCUUUAGUUGCCCAUCCUACCUGAGAACACAUAUGAGAAGUCACAGUGGGGAAAAACCUUAUGCGUGCCAAUUAUGUGGGAAAGCCUUCAGUUAUCUCCAUUCUUAUCGAAGGCAUGAAAAGACCCAUAGUAAAGAGAAACCCUAUGAAUGUAAAGAAUGUGGGAAAGCCUUUAAGUGGCCUUUAUCCUUACAGACACAUAUGAGUACACACACUGGUGAGAAACCCUAUGAAUGUAAGCAGUGUGGGAAAACCUUCAAAUGGUCCUUAUCCCUACGAACACAUAUGAGCACACACACUGGAGAGAAACCUUACGAAUGUAAGCAGUGUGGGAAAGCUUUCAUUUGGCCUACGUCAUUAUGUACACAUAGGAGAACACAGUGUGGAGAAAAGCCCUAUGAAUGUGAGCAGUGUGGGAAAACCUUCAGUUGGGCCAUAUCCUUCCAAAGGCAUGUGAGAGUGCACACUGGAGAGACACCGUAUGAAUGCAAUCAAUGUGGGAAAACCUUCAAAUGGCCCAUCUCUUUACGGACACACAUGACUACACAUACUGGAGAGAAACCCCAUCAAUGUAAGCAGUGCGGGAAAGCUUUCAGUCAAAUCUCACAUCUUCGAGAACAUGUGAGAAUGCACACUGGAGAGAAACAUUAUGAAUGUAAGGAAUGUGGUAAAGCCUUCAAGUGGUCAUCCUCUUUGCUGAAACAUACAAGAAUGCACAGUGGAGAGAAACCCUAUGCAUGUGAACAGUGUGGGAAAACCUUUAAAUGGCCAUUAUCCUUACGAACACACAUGAGCACACACACUGGAGAGAAACCCUAUGAAUGUAAGCAGUGUGGGAAAGCUUUCAUUUGGCCCACGUCAUUACAUACACAUAGGCGAACACAGUGUGUAGAGAAACCCUAUGAAUUAAUUGUACUAUAAGUAAGCAGCUACUGAAACAGUGAACCUCUGGUAUUUUUUUGGAUUUUCUUACUACUGUUGAGUAGUUGAUACUGGCUGUCUAUUAUAUUCAUUCUACUCUUAGUGAGAAAAUCUGAUCUCUCUCUCUUUCCCCUCCCAGUACUGCCAGUGUAUUUAUUAUCCUUGCUAGUGAAGAGUUGGCAGAAAUUUGUCAUUAGGCAAAGCCCUUCUAAAAGUAGAAUAUGAAGUGAAUUGUAUUUUCAACCUUUGCCCCUUUCUUUUUGACCUUAUUUUUGAUUGGAAAUUUUGCAGUAGGUUUUGUAUUUAGACACCUGCUAUUUAAUAAUGAAAUUUAAAGUUGGAGAUGGUUCUCUUGGAUUAUGUUAUGCCAAUGUGGGUUUGUUAGAAAUUACAUUUACCAAAAUCCUUGGCACAAACACACGGACAUACCUUAUGACUAACAUUUCUAAACUAAGGAAUGAAGGAAUACUUUCAGACUACCUAAAACAGUGUUUCCCAAAGUGGGCCACACCACUCCCUGGGGUUACUAGAUGGAUUCAGGGAGGCUAAAAAGGCUGAUACCUACACUUUAACCUGGAUUAUAGGCUAUACUACAAAAGCUUUUAAUUGUCAGCAAGUCACUGAGUAAUUAUUUUUUUGAAGACGAGGUGAUAGGCCAAGUAAGUUUGGGAACCUAUGACCUAAAAGGAAGAAAUUGCCACAGCCGCAACCCAGAUUUGAAUUUGUAGCCUCCAAAACAGUAAGAAAAUAAUUUUCUGUUCUUUAAAGUCAUUCAUUUUCAUUGCAGAAUUAGAUAACUAUACAGAAUUUGGUGCCAGAGAGUCAGGGCAUUACUCUAUUACAUAUGUAUUAAUACGGGAAGAGCUUUGUCACCAGGCAAUGUACUUUUGUUGAGGAUUUAAAAGGAAAUGUUGAACCUUUUAUUUGAUACUGAAGAAAGGAUGAUUCUUUUUGCAAGGUGGCAAAGUAUGCCUAAAUUAUGUUGACUGCUAUGUGGAAAAUAGAAUAUUUGACUGAGGAGAUUACCAAGAAAAACUUUGAAAAUCUAGUAUGACUUCUCUUUGCUACUUAAGAGUAAAAUUUGAGACGAAAGAGGUACACUGAAAAAUAAAGUAUACGACAAGAACCCAGAAUUUCUGAAAGUUUGCAAUAUCCUGUUGUACAAACUUAGAAAUCAUGUUGUAGUACUUUUACCAAGAGCACGGCUAUGCAAGCUUUUGCUAAAGACGUAUAGUCUGUGACUGAUAGAUCUAAUCAACUACCUCAUCAGAAUUCUGUCAGCUUAGCGUGAAAGGGAUAGAGACAGCACAAAAUGAAGGAAAGCCUUGUAAGUCUAUGGGCAGAAGGAAACUUGAUUUUGAACAUGUUCUCCUCCAAGAAAAGGAAAACACCAUCCCAGGUACCAUUCUUCAAUUAGUAGAAGCACAGGGGGACAGGGCUGCCUCGGUUUCUCAGGGUAGAAUCACUGCUUCCUAGUUUCUGAGAGUAAAAUUGCCUUUCAGACAAGACCGUGGGGCUGAGAGGCGGAGGUUGCCCAUCAGUGGGCUAGAAGAACAGUGUUAGCUGGGCAUGGUGCUUUUGGUGUCACCACUCAGCUGUCCCCAGUAAAUGGGCUCCUAAAGCCAAGUGAGCAGGAUGACUGUCCCAUUGGGCUUAGAAAGUGACACACAGAGAUAGCUAAUGCUCUGAAGCUGGAGGGCAGCGCCCUUGCUCAAAUAUGACUGGAACACAGGUUGUUUUAAGCUCCGACAGCUAAUGAAAUUUGUUUUGCGGGGUUUUGAACUUACUUUGGACCUGUGACCCUUUGCUUCCUUCCAAUUUCUGCCCUUGGAGUGGGAACAUCUACUUUGUGCCUGUUCCACCAUUGGACUUUGGAACGGGGAGGCUUUACAAGCUGACAUAUGGAAGAGAAAUUUUGCUCUAGGAUGGAGCAUGCCAAGACUCUUACCCAAGCUUAGUUUAGAAAAUUCAGAAGGGGGAAUUUUGUAUUUAGAGUUGAUAUUGAAUGGGUUAAGACUUGUGGAUGAUGUAAUAGGUUGCAUGUGAGAAAAUGAUGAGUUUUUGGGAGCUGGUGGGUGGAAUGUUAGAAAUGUAAAUGUGUCCCUGAGACAUAUGUGUGAAAUCCUAUCUCCUAUACAUGUGGAUGCAACCCUACUUAUAUUAGAACUUUCUUUUUCAUGUUAAUAAGGCCAUGUCAGUGUAGAGUGUGUCUUGAACAUGGCACUUGUGAUUUAGAGAGAGAACAGAAUAGACAUAGACAUAAGCACAAACAGGUGAAGAUCGAUGCCACAUGAAGGUACAAAGUCUACAGAAUCGAGGACCACCUAGGACUGUCGAGAAGGAAUGAAUCCACAUGGCCUGAUCCUGAUUGGAAGUUUAACUUCCAGAACUGUGAGGAAAUAACCUCUGUUUUUGAAAACGCACUGACUUGCAUUUGUGUAGUAGCAGGGCUAGACAAGUAAGACAACUGGAGAGCCUCGAAGAAGAAAAAUGUAAUGCGUUUCAUAAGGGAAGAUGGAAGCUGUCUUUUAAUGACCCUCAAAGCCUCCAAAAGGCCAUUUCCUUUUUGCAUAUACCUAGAAUUCCAGCACUUGCUAGGGAGGAGGAAAAAAUUGUAGCACCUUAUGUUUUAAGGAAUAAAGGUAAUCUUUCUCCA